AUGAACCUUCUGAUGAGGAAGAAAACGAUAUCUAUAGCUGGCUGCACCACCCAGUUUUUUUUCCUAGCUUUUGGGACCACCAAGUGCUUCCUUGUGGCUGCAAUGGCGUACGACCACUACACGGCCAUCUGCAACCCUUUGCUUUACCCAUCUCUCAUGUCUCACAGGGUCUGCAUCCUACUGGUGGCCGGUUCAUACGUGCUUGGCCUGCUGCACUCUUCAGUGCACACGACCUUCAUCAUCAGGCUGCCCUUCUGCAGGUCCAAUGUUAUCAGCCACUUCUGCUGUGAUAUUUCUCCUCUCCUGGCUCUGUCCUGUGCCAGCACCUACAUCAAUGAGAUGAUCCUCUUCUCCCUGGCUGGUGUCAUUGAGCUCAGCCCCAUCUCCCCCAUCCUGGUCUCCUACAUCUUCAUCUCUUUCACCAUUGUGAGGAUCCAUUCAGAUGAAGGCAGGCAAGAAGCCUUCUCCACCUGCGCAGCCCACCUGACAGCAGUGACCAUGUUGUACGGGAUGGCAAUCUUCAUGGAUUUACGCCCCAGCUCUAGUUACACCCUGAACACCAACAAAGUGGUCUCAGUCUUCUACACGAUGGUGAUGCCCAUGCUGAACACCCUCAUUUACAGCCUGAGGAACAAGGUGGUGAAGGAUGCUCUGAGGAGAACAGCAGAAAGAAUCACA
Molecule: messenger RNA, 678 nt
Organism: Mesitornis unicolor (brown roatelo)
Lineage: Eukaryota; Metazoa; Chordata; Aves; Mesitornithiformes; Mesitornithidae
Product: olfactory receptor 1002-like
Biological process (GO): G protein-coupled receptor signaling pathway; sensory perception of smell
Cellular component (GO): membrane
Molecular function (GO): odorant binding; olfactory receptor activity
Source: RefSeq, a predicted model, not a curated record